Messenger RNA from Mytilinidion resinicola, 969 nucleotides. RefSeq lists its product as uncharacterized. Lineage: Eukaryota; Fungi; Ascomycota; Dothideomycetes; Mytilinidiales; Mytilinidiaceae. The record is from RefSeq and is a predicted model, not a curated record. The transcript has a single exon. Bases 1 to 969 code for a protein of 322 amino acids.
AUGUCCCAAGCCCAACUAUUCAACAUAACCCAGCUGCUCUGCUUGGCCGAGCCUAGGAGCUUCAUCCGCGCCACUGAGUCUCCGUUCCUGAUGGUAACAAAUUACCAGGAAAUUCGAGGGGAUGAAAAGAUCGAAGGCCUUUACAUUAAUGUGGAGCUUCUGGAUAAGUAUGCCACGGAACUAGGCCUAACUAUUUCACCGAAUGUAGCCAAACCAUCCGAACGAACCGUUGAUGCUGCGGACUUUUUGAUCAUUGACGGGAAAAAGUCUUUGGUCUUGGCAAACGAGAAAGCGCUUCGGCGGGCAAAGGUCGACAGAGUCACGAGACGCAUCGAAUACUACACGACCAAUGAGCUGGAAGACUUCGCCGCGCUUCAGAAGCACUUCACUGAGUACUUUCUGAACCCUGGCUGUGAGCUACCGCAGGACUUGAGGCGGCGCACGUCAUGCUAUGCUCUCAGCGUACCACAAGCAUUGGGUGGAGGAAACCGUAGUACGGGGAAUGGGGCCGUAACCACAGGCUCCCUUAAUCCAAACGCAUACUUGAAGUCGAGGUUAUCACUGUCUCUCGCAUCUGAAUCUGGAAUGUCCCGGACUUCUGUUGAAGCUCAGGAUGACUCUGAUGACGAGAAAAAGGAAGAGGUGGCGAAUUCUGCGCGAUCGCGUUGGAAAAGGCUCAAUGUUGGGUACAAGGCUUGCGUAAAAUUCGUUCGCUCAAGCGAGCGCGCCCAAUACCGGAGUUGGACUGCGAUUCAGACGGAGAGGACGCUAGACUUCGAGGAGGUGAGAGCGCCACGGGCUUGGCAGCUUGGAGGCUUCUGGCAGACAGUCCACCAAGCCCCAGAGGAGGAUGCUGAGGAUGAUUGGGAGACGGAAGAGGAGUGGGAGGAAGAUUUGGACCCAGAAUCCGAAGAUUGCGUUGGAGAAAGCACUGGAGAGGCCCAUGAGGAUAUUGUGGACGACACAUAG